AUGAACGACACUGACGACGAAGUAUCUUCAUCUCAGUUUGGCUAUCUCACACCGCCGCUGUCCCCCACCAAGACUAAGUCUCCGCCAGCAAAGCUUCGCCGAAUUCCUCUACGCUAUGCCAGCUCUUCCCUGAGACCCAGUCAAUGGGUGGCACGAGGUGGCUUGUUAGCAUCACCUCGUCCAAACCAGACCAGUACGCCAGAUCGCUUUAUCGCCGGCCGCCGGCCACCCGCUGUUACUCGAGAAAGCUUCGAGCUUAACAGUCCUGCAGAACGUCGGAACAAGGAACAAAAUUCCAACCGCGGUACUCACACAGGUGCAGAUGCUUUCAGUCGCCGACUGUGCAGAAGUGGUCGCAUGAACGAAGAACUACGCGGACUCAGGGAGGCACACUCUGUGGUUUCAGGGCGUACCAAUGCGAACAGAAGGAAUGUCAACUUUAGACGCAACCCUCCAACCUUGGGCGCUCGUCAGAUCAGCGCUGGCGCCGUCUGGAACGUCGGUGGACCUUCUGCUGUGAGCGACACAGUAGUAGCGGUCUCCACUGGCAGAGGUAGGAUGCUCGGUAGUGGGACAAACGCGCCACUGUACAAAUCUGCUUUCCUAAACCAAGCAGAUCCCGAUGCCGAGCUUGAAGCCUAUGAGCGGCGUCUCGCACUAGCACUUGACAUUGAUCAAACUGAUCGUAUACUCCAGCACUCAUCGUUUCCAACCUUCCCGAGCUCACCACAUAUUGGCCCUGUAUCACAGGCUACGCAUGUCUGGCGAGAUGGAGCUUGGGUCAAGGAUGGAGUCAAUUCGAUUCUCGAUGCCCCUAACCUUCGCGACGAUUAUUACUGUACCUUACUUGCAUACUCCUACACCUCUAAAUGUCUGGCUGUUGGCCUAGGAAACUUCGUCCACCUAUGGUCUGAAAGAAGCGGCGUUAACACGCCGGACUCGCUUAAUGCUGUGCCACCAAACAGCCCUACAGAUGUUCAGCAUGUUACAUCGUUAGACUUCUCCUCUACAUCAGGAGGUCAAGCGAUCCUUGCUGUCGGACGAGCCGAUGGCCGUAUCUUACUCUGGAGCCCGCUUGACUCGGAGCCACGCUUCGAUGCUAUGCAACCCAAGCCUGUGUCGUGUGUUUCCUGGAGGCCAACUGUCGUGCAACGACCUUCUCUCCGGGAUAGAGCAAUGAAUGUACCGACCGAAGAGUUGCUCAUCGGAGACGAGGUUGGCCACAUCUACUUCUACAGCGUUGAGUGGCCUACGGAGACGCACAGUGCACUCUUCGGCUGGAACGGCGCCAUGACUUUACUUGCUCGAUUGUCCAUUCACAGCCAACAGAUCUGCGGCUUAGCAUGGUCAUCGGACGGCGAGCUCUUCACGAGUGGAGGGAACGACAACAAUUGUAAUCUAUUCGAGACUGAGAAAGUGCUUCGACCGAACCCUGCCAGCGAGAAUACAGCAACUAUAUUGGAUGUCCGUCAAGGUGUGCGUGGUGAGUCCAUUUAUACCGUAGCCAACCGCAAUAACAACCCUGUCCUACAUCUCGCGCAAACAGCGGCGAAACACACAUGGACACUCAAUGCUGCUGUUAAAGCCAUGGCAUUCUGCCCCUGGCAACGUGGACUUAUAGCCAUCGGCGGCGGCUCGAACGACCGCUGCAUUCACUUCUACCACACACGCUCAGGCACGUGUCUUGCUACCAUCGACUGCGCAGCUCAAGUUACAAGUCUUAUCUGGUCCCAGACUCGCCGUGAGAUAACGGCAACAUUCGGCUUCGCGCAACCCGAACACCCAUACCGUGUCGCUGUUUUCGCUUGGCCUAGCUGCGAACAAGUCGUUGCCGUGCCGUGGUACGAUGAGAAUCGGGCUCUAUGUGCAGUCGCUUACCCAGGUGGUCCGACGAAUGGUCCGCCAACAGAUGGAGAUGGCGAUGGUGGGAGAGCGAGGGGUGAAGAUGGGGUCUGGUCGAGAAGAGGUGUUGAGGAAGGUUGCAUUGUCGUUGCAGCUAGCGAUAUGGCGAUUCGAUUCCAUGAGAUAUGCAGCGACAGACGGGGAAGCGUGGGCUCCGGUGGUCUGAUGGGUAGUGGAACCAUGAGCUUGUUGGGUGGAGGUGAUACCCCAGAGGGCCCUUAUGCUAGUAGUAUUGAGUGGCAAGGGACGGUGAUCAGAUAG
This is a messenger RNA of Alternaria atra, 2163 nucleotides long. RefSeq lists its product as uncharacterized. Bases 1 to 2163 code for a protein of 720 amino acids. Gene Ontology annotation, biological process: anaphase-promoting complex-dependent catabolic process; positive regulation of ubiquitin protein ligase activity; positive regulation of anaphase-promoting complex-dependent catabolic process. Gene Ontology annotation, cellular component: anaphase-promoting complex. The transcript is spliced from 3 exons. The record is from RefSeq and is a predicted model, not a curated record. NCBI's taxonomy places the organism in Eukaryota, Fungi, Ascomycota, Dothideomycetes, Pleosporales, Pleosporaceae. Gene Ontology annotation, molecular function: anaphase-promoting complex binding; ubiquitin ligase activator activity; protein binding.